UCCGCCGGCCCCGCGCCCGGCCAGGACCGCGCCGGCCCCAUGGGAACCAAGAGUAAAGUCAAAUCAGCGCCAAGCUGCUUUGGCUACCCCGUCAGCAUCUUCUUCAUCGUCAUCAAUGAGUUCUGUGAGCGCUUCUCCUACUAUGGCAUGCGAGCGGUGCUCGUUUUGUAUUUCAAAUACUUCCUGCACUGGGAUGACAACUUGUCUACAGCCAUCUACCACACGUUCGUUGCUCUGUGCUACCUGACACCCAUCCUUGGAGCGCUCAUUGCAGACUCUUGGCUGGGGAAGUUUAAGACCAUUGUUUCCCUGUCCAUUGUCUAUACAAUUGGGCAGGCAGUGAUGUCUAUAAGCUCCAUAAAUGACCUGACUGAUGCCAACCGGGACGGCACUCCGGAUCAUAUUGCAGUGCACGUUGUCCUGUCCGUUGUUGGCCUGGUCCUCAUUGCACUUGGUACUGGUGGCAUCAAACCUUGUGUGUCAGCAUUUGGUGGAGAUCAGUUUAACGAUGAUCAGGAAAAACAAAGAACUAGGUUUUUCUCUAUCUUUUAUUUGUCUAUCAAUGCUGGAAGUCUUAUAUCCACUAUAGUCACCCCCAUUCUCAGAGGUCAAGAAUGUGGCAUUCAUAGCAAACAGCGAUGUUACCCAYUAGCCUUUGGAGUUCCUGCUGCCCUCAUGGCUGUGUCACUGAUUGUGUUCAUAAUUGGAAGCRGAAUGUACAAGAAAGUUCAGCCUCAAGGCAAUAUAAUGGUUGCAGUUUCCAAAUGCAUUGGAUUUGCCAUCAAAAACAGAUUUCGGCAUCGCAGCAAGGAGUUCCCCAAGAGAGAGCACUGGCUAGACUGGGCAAGCGACAAGUACGAUAAGCGACUUAUUGCUCAGACUAAGAUGGUGCUGAAGGUGCUUUUCCUGUACAUUCCUCUCCCCAUGUUCUGGGCACUCUUUGACCAGCAGGGGUCAAGAUGGACGCUGCAAGCCACAACCAUGGAUGGGAAUUUYGGAGCUAUUCAGAUUCAGCCCGACCAGAUGCAGACUGUGAACCCAAUCCUGAUUAUUAUCAUGGUCCCAGUUGUAGAUGCUGUGAUUUAUCCUUUAAUUAAGAAAUGCGGGAUCAAUUUUACGCCGCUCAGGAGGAUCACGGUUGGCAUGUUCCUUGCAUCUCUGGCUUUUGUGGCUGCCGCCCUUGUGCAAGUGCAAAUAGAUAAAACUCUUCCUGUGUUUCCUGCAGCUGGGCAAGCUCAAAUCAAAGUAAUAAAUCUAGGGUCUGUAAAUGCAGCAGUUCAGUUUCAACCCGGACUGAAGAACGUGACUGUAGAAUCUCAUAAGGCAUCAGACUAUAUGAUAUUUAAGACGUCUGAGUUAAACAGUGUAUCUGUAAUGUUUGGAAGUCAAGCUGCAAAUCCAGGGAUGGACUUGAUAGAUGGAAAACGUCAGACUCUUGCUGUUAAAAAUGUUGGAGCAACCGUUGUAGCUGAAUGGCUGCAUGACAAUAUCACAUCAAAACCAGAAGAAGGAAACAAUCUCAUCAGGUUUAUAAACAAUAUGGAUCAGCCCAUCAAUGUCAGUAUGGCUGGCACUCACUUUGGACCCCUGCCAUCUCUGUCUGCCAGUAAUUACGAGGCCUUUUCCAGAGGAAGUAAAACUAUUACUGCGAGCGCAAGCUCAUUUUCUUGUGAAGUUUCCUCAAUGACAUUUGGAUUUGGCAGUGCCUAUACGAUUGUAAUUAAUGGGUGUUCUGGAAACUUAUUAAACACAACGUAUGUUGAAGAUAUUCCACCCAACACAGUCCACAUGGCUUGGCAAAUCCCCCAGUAUUUUAUUCUUACAUGUGCUGAAGUUGUUUUCUCUGUCACUGGAUUGGAGUUUUCAUACUCACAGGCCCCAUCUAACAUGAAGUCCGUGCUGCAAGCAGGAUGGCUGCUGACAGUGGCUGUUGGUAACAUAAUUGUCCUAAUAGUGGCUGGAGCAUCCAAACUCAGUGAGCAGUGGGCAGAAUAUGUGCUAUUUGCUGCCUUGCUGUUGGUGGUUUGCAUCAUUUUUGCUGUCAUGGCUUACUUUUAUACUUACAUUGAUCCGAACGAGAUUGAAGCCCAGCUUGAUGAGGAUGAGAAGAAACAAGCCAAAAAGGAGAAAGACCUUGAAAAGGAAGUAGAAGCUGUCUCUCGGAUGUAAAACGUGUAUUCAAGGAGUGUUGGAAACUGUGGUAUCCCAUUAACUGGCUUUGCAGUAAGAGGAACUGGGGUAUCGGCAAUGACCUCUGCAUAAACUCUCUUUUGGGAGAGAUUGAGAGAAACUGUUCUACCUUUUUAACUUAAAAUGCAGCCUCUCUUGGGAAGCAAAGGGAAAAGGGAAAGUCUGUCUUGUACAGAACAUGGUGCCCUGAAGAAACUGCAGCAGAAUUUGCACUUUUAAAAUGGACCUCAAGCUAAAAUGCCAAAGCUUUAAAGUACUGAAUUUGCACUCAGCACUCUUAAACCCUGUGAAAAGAUGUAUUUUUAUAACGUGUUUCUUUUUUUUUUUUUUAACCAUGAAAGAGGUGGAGUUGCCAGUAAACAGUAAUUGAAGCCCAGCUGUCUGCACGAGCCCUGUAGUCCCACUGUUACUUGAAAGGUGCAGGUCACAURCUUUGGAAAUUCAUUGUGCUUCCUUCUGAAUAUCGGGAGCAAAGCUCUGGGAUCUCUCAGCUCAGAAUGCUGCCUGUGUUCCACGUGGCAAGAACCAGGACAUGCAAAGCAUCACGUAAUAUUUUAUGUGCCCAUUAAUAGCAACAGCAAUAAAAUUCACUGUAACAACGUA
Molecule: messenger RNA, 2793 nt
Organism: Nothoprocta perdicaria
Lineage: Eukaryota; Metazoa; Chordata; Aves; Tinamiformes; Tinamidae
Gene: SLC15A1
Product: solute carrier family 15 member 1
Exons: 23
Coding region: 40-2169 (709 amino acids)
Biological process (GO): transmembrane transport; oligopeptide transport
Cellular component (GO): membrane
Molecular function (GO): dipeptide transmembrane transporter activity
Source: RefSeq, a predicted model, not a curated record